Molecule: messenger RNA, 2142 nt
Organism: Naegleria fowleri
Lineage: Eukaryota; Heterolobosea; Eutetramitea; Acrasida; Naegleriidae
Exons: 3
Coding region: 1-2142 (713 amino acids)
Cellular component (GO): cytosol
Molecular function (GO): amino acid binding; carboxyl- or carbamoyltransferase activity; carbamate kinase activity
Source: RefSeq, a predicted model, not a curated record
AUGCACAAAUCACUACAUCACUUUACUAAAAUUACGGACUAUGAUGAAUGCACCAUUCGAAAGCUUCUUGUAAAGGCCACCCGAGUCAAGUCAAAUCCUGCCGUCUAUGCUCAUCGAAUGAAAGACAAGCAUCUUCUUAUGCUUUUUGAAAAACCAUCUCUGAGAACAAGAAUUUCAUUCGAAACAGCAAUGGCUCAAUUUGGAGGUAAUGCCAUCUACUACAGCAAUGAAGAAGGCCCAUUUGGAAAAAAAGAAAAUGUCAAAGAUACUGCCAUGUGUGCCUCUCAAUUCGUUGAUGUCUUUGUGUUGCGAUUAAUGUCAAGAGAAAGUUUGUUAGAAUUUGUCAAAUAUUCUCAAGUUCCAGUCAUCAACGCCUUAGAUGAUUGGGCACAUCCUUGUCAAAUUCUUGCAGAUUUGCUAACCAUUGCUGAAUUAAAAUUAACACCAAAGCCAGUACAUGAAGAUCAUUUGAAAUUUAACAAGUUUCGAAUGGCCUACUAUGGAGAUUGCAGAAAUAAUGUGACAUAUGACUUGAUGAGAGCUGCAGCCUUACUCAAUUUCAAACUAGUGUUGUGUGGUCCAGAUGAUCCGCGCUUCAUGCCAGAGACAGAGGUUUGGGAUGAAGUGAAUCGAAUUAAUGACCAGGCAGUAGAAUGGGUUACUAAUCCAAACGAAGGUUCUAGAAAUUGUGACGUCGUGUACACGGAUUCGUGGAUGUCCUAUCACAUUCCAGCCAGUGAAGAGCAAGAGCGUGUAAAAGUACUUCAACCUUAUCAAGUGGACAUGAAAGUUCUAAAACAAGCUAAAAAGGAUGUUGUUUUCAUGCAUUGUUUACCAGCAAAGAGAGGUCAAGAAGUGACCGAUGAAGUCAUAGAUUCCACACAUAGCUUUGUUUAUCACCAAGCAUGGAAUCGUCAAUACGCUCAGCAAGCUCUCUUGUUAUACAUUUUGUUUGGUGCCAAAGUGUUUUAUGAAAACGAAAAAGAAGCAGAGUUGUUGAGCGAGGAGAAAUAUUUUCAAAUGGCACCUCGUCACUUGAAUAUGAUGCAUCGAAAAUUCAAAGAAAAGACAUCACCAGCCACUAAACAUAUGAAAGAUGCCAAAGGAAGACCAUUUGACAAAAUUGUCAUUAGUCUGGGUGGUCAUGCUCUUCAAACAAAUACUUCUCAAGAUUUCUCCUAUCAAGAUCUAAAGGAUAAUAUCGAAAAGACAUGUAUGGAACUCGCCCAUUUCAUAGAGAGCCAAAGACCGCAUAAUAUUUGCAUCACUCACGGAAAUGGUCCUCAAGUAGGUUAUAUUCACAAAUGCAUGAACGGUCCAAGUAGUACAAGUCAAAUGUCAAGUAAUGACACUACUGGUAGUGGUUCAUGUGGUUCUGUAGGAGAUAACGAUACCUACAUGCCACUGGAUGUUUGUGACGCAUUGAGUCAAGCAGAAAUUGGUUAUCUUUUCCAACAAUCUCUUCAGAAUAAUUUGAAGGAAGAGCAUUGGAAGAAUCGAAUUGUCUCAAUUAUUACACAGAUCGAAGUGAAUGAAAAUGAUGCAGCAUUCAAUAACCCCACGAAACCAAUUGGAAGAUAUUAUUCUAAGGAAGAAUAUGAAAAGACAUUUCAAUCUUCUUCACAACAGCCAAGAAUUGCCCAUAUGAAAAAAUAUAAGGAAGGUUAUCGAAUGGUGGUUCCAUCUCCUGAUCCUGUUCGAAUUGUUGAGGAAAAUAUGAUCAAGACGCUCGUGGAUCAAGGAAAUAUUGUCAUCACGGGAGGAGGUGGAGGAAUUCCUGUGGUGAGAGAUCGAAAUGGAAAACUAACUGGAAUUGAGGCAGUUAUUGAUAAGGACAAGACAAGUGCCUUAAUUGCGGAGUCUAUUGAUGCUGAUUUGUUGAUUAUUCUUACUCAAGAAGAUGGUGUGUUCUUGGAUUACAAAACAGAAAAACAGAGAAAAAUUGACAAGAUGGAUACAAAAUCAGCACUUGAGAGAAUUAAAGAAGGAAUAUUUGAAGAAGGGUCUAUGGUUCCUAAAAUGGAGGCAUGCGUGCAGUUUGUAACAAGAACAAAGAAACCUGCUGUCGUGACAAGUGUUGAGAACUUGACAAAAAUUUCCUUGCACACUUAUUCUCCAGAAGGAACGUGGAUUGUUCCUUAG